AUGAAGUAAUAUGAGGUUCCUUACAUGCGACACCUGACUUUCAGUCUCUUUCGUGGCUGCUUUGACGGCGUGGUUUGUUAGUGUGAUAGACAAAAUAUUAAAAUGGUUCCACAUCAGAUAUUCUUGACGACUCCUCUGGGCCUUGUGUCUUUUUUAGGACACUACUUGUUAACCUAUGGGAACGGUUUUAUCAUAGACCAAGAGCGUCAACCUAACUUCAGGGUUCACAUGACGAGACGUAAAUACUUCGUGGACAAAAGUCACUUCAUUAAAGAUGUAAUGGAGGAUCGUGCACUGAUCACAGCCAUCGCGAGGCCGAGAAAAUUCGGAAAGAGUAUUAAUCUUUCGAUGCUGUAUUAUUUUCUGACGGUGAACGGACGAUAUUCUCAACUGUUCCAAAAUCUUACAAUUGCAAAGGAUCGGCACUUCUGUCGCAUGCACCAGAACAAACACCCGACUAUGAGCGUGAGGUUUGGUUACAAUUAUUGGAUCACGUAUGAGCAAGCCAUCGACGGAAUGAGGCAGGUCAUGCACAAGCUGUUCCUCCGAAACAGAUACGUCAUAAAAAGUGUCAACAUAACGGAGCCCGAAAAACGUAAAUUCGAAGUCAUCUUAAACAAGAACGGCACACACGACGAGACAAUAGAUGCAAUCCGCCUCAUGACAGACCUGAUGUCCCGCUACCAUCACAGCCGCGUCAUCUUGCUCGUAGACGCAUACGACACGUCGAUAAACAGGGCCUUUUUCCACGGCUUCUAUUCGCAAAUGGUUACUCUCAUGCGGUCCGCACUCCAACGUGCCAUGGAGAGAAACCCGUUUCUACUCAAAGCUGUCGUCAUGGGCACCACGUUGGUUUCCUACCACGGCCUCUUCCUGGGCAUCAACUUCGUCGAAAUCCAUUCCGUCUGGAGUCCCAAAUACCAAUAUUGCUUCGGCUUCACCGAGGAAGAGGUGAAAAAGGUCCUCCUCGACCACAACUACAACGAGCGUGCUUUGGAUAACAUGCGGGAGUUUUACGAGGGCUACUACAUUGGCAACAAGAAGAUGUUCAACCCUUACUCGGUAAUGAACUCCCUACACAGAGACGGUCAGACAAUCGCGAUCAAAAAUCUCUGGGUCAAGUCGGCCGACCCGAUGGAUUUCAUCGAUCUGAUGCUACGUCACGGGAUCCUGCCGAUCCUCAACGCGGAGAUACUGCUCAGCGGCCAGGACAUCUAUAAAGUCGUGACCGCGGCCAUCGAGUUGCCGAAAAUCAAGGACGAUGAAAUGACCUUCUGGUCUUACCUCACGCAGACAGGGUACCUUGCCAUCAGCUCGCAGACAAGGAGGAGCACCGGAGAGGCUUUGCGCGUGCCGAAUCGGGAAGUUGCUCUGGCUUUCAGAAACGCCGUCGCAGCUUACUAUAAGCACUUUAACACGACGCCUCAGUAUGAAGAUUUCAGGAGCAGUCUGAGAGACAGGAAUUCAACCGCAAUUAAGGUCUGUUUGGAGGAAUACGUCAACAAAUCGACUCCAUUCUUCCACGGAAGGAAUCUGGCAGACUUUGAGGGGCUGAUGACGGGGAUAUUACGAGGAGUUGAGAGGGACCACGGGGCUGUGACAAAACAUCGCGAAGGGGACCACACCUCGACUCUCACCUUAGGACCUUGUGGUAACUCCACCGAGAAGCUGGUUUUCGUGUUGACCGAGGCAAAGGCUAAAAAAAAGGCAACGGAUGCCAAAGUUGGAGUCAAAAAGAUGUUUCUGAAAUUCUGCCGCAUGUUCCAAGGCAACGAGACGAUCCUCUCUCUAUCCAUGUGCGACGGAUUGUUCGAGCUGAGACUUGAUGUGAAAUAAGAGUUAGAGAGCAAGUAGUGUUACAUCUUUCUAUGAAAGCAUUAGCGCUUAAAUGGUAGCUAAAUUUGCACACAAUGUAUGGAAACAGCGUCGUAGCCAACGUGCAAAAGAGAGACACAGAUAGUGACACGGAAAAAAAGAGCAUGGGGUUGUUGAAUGACAUAGACAUUUCAAAUUAACUGUGGUAGGACCUCAAUAAAUUAGGUUACUAACCCAAAUGUUGCGGUAUUACAACAUUUAAUCGGAAGUGUCCAUAUCAUCCGACAAUUCGGGGUAGUGCCACAAUCUAAGUGGAUAAACUAUAGCACUUUUUCCGUGGAUCUGAAGUAAAAUCCUGCUAUUUCGAAAAUUGACGUAAAAAAGUGAUCUAAGCUGAAGACUAAUUAAAAGUGUAAAGCAUAAUUUGAAUUUGCAUUCGAACUAUCUUUGAUCACAUUAAAUGUGAAUGUGUAGGUUAGAACGAUGGGUAUUUUGCAAUGAUCGGUCGGCUGCCCUUUUUAUCUCUAACUUUACUUGUGAAGGCAUCGGUGAAGGUCUGAUGGCCUUUUGGAAUAUGGAUGGAGAGGAUAAAAUCGUAUUUUUGUGAUCUUACAGAGUUUUCUGUCCUCUCUACACCUGAGUAUUCUCAAUGUGAGAAAAUAAAAGGUAAACAGAUAAGUUAAAGAGAAGUUCCUCUAGAGCAAAGUCUUUCUAUGGAGAGAGCUCAGAGACAAAUAGAGGCACUCCACCAAGACUAAUCCGCACAGUUUAGUCUUUUUUGAUGGUAAGUUUUGUAAUCCUACUUCGCAACAACGGCAGAGAAUGCAGUACAUCCCUUCAUGGAAACAUUUGGGCAUGAUCCGAUUGCGCACUUUUAGACUAAAAGUGCAAUCGGAUCAGCUUGUAUGACUAAAAGUUUUAGUCAUACAAGCUCAAGUUCGGCGAGGCAGUAUGAAUCAAAAAUAUACAUAGUGACUGACCUGCGUAGAUUGGCUAUCCGCUACACUAAACCUCUUCUUGACGAGGGGAAUUUUAAUUUUAGUGAUUUAACGUUUUUAUAUGGACUAUCUAUAAUCCGUUACUUAUACAUAUUAGAUUAAUAAUAAGUGUGAAAAAGA
This is a messenger RNA of Bemisia tabaci, 2933 nucleotides long. RefSeq lists its product as uncharacterized. NCBI's taxonomy places the organism in Eukaryota, Metazoa, Arthropoda, Insecta, Hemiptera, Aleyrodidae. The record is from RefSeq and is a predicted model, not a curated record.